CUGAUGUGAGUCAUGUCACUGGACAGCUGCAGCCACCAGCACGAGUCACAGAACUGGGGAAUCAGGUAUAUAGAUCUUCAGACCGCCUGCCCGUCCUUGAAAGGGCCGUUUGGCCUGAGGUGCCUCAACCUUCCUUCCCUUACUGUCUGCUGUCUGCAUUCAGCGGGGACAUACAACUGCAUUAGCUGCCCUUCGGCCUCGGCACAGGGUGGAGAGCCAGAAGUGCAGUUCUGCUGCCGGUGGGAGUCGGGGCGACCCAAUACCCAAAAGUUGCACCCCUUUGGCAGCGCGCCAGACAACCCCCACGACUUCGGAGAAGAGACUCUCGUCUUCGAGCCUGCCCCAAAGCUUGAGCACGCGCGUUUUUUGCUGUUGAGCAACCAUUGGAAAUCACGAAGCUGAGCAACAAUGAACGCAACCUGCCAGUGCGGAAGCGUCAGCUUCAAGACGCCCACGCCGAAACCCCUGGCACUGUACAUUUGCCACUGCCAGGAUUGCCAACGGCAGACGAGCUCGGCGUUUGGCACCUCGGCCAUCUUCCCCAGGUUUCCGCUGCCAGAUGCCGAGCUGCUGAGCUGUUACAAGAGACCGACUUCCACCGGCGAGACGCUGUACUGCUACUUCUGCAAGCAAUGUGGCACUCGAUUGAUCCAUACCACGCCAACAAAGAAUGUCGGUGCGUGCCCCACUGAAACCCCUUCUCUCCUUCAGUGUUCAAGACCGCCUCGGUCCUGCGUCGUAUCCUGCCCCAACAGCGGUGUGAUAGUGCCAUAUCUCUAUACUUUGCAACACCAGCUCGGCAUGGCUCACUCUUUGCUAGUCUCCGUGAAAGCGGGUUGCAUCGAAGGUUUGGACUGGAAAACGGCGAUUCACAUUUGGACCAAAUCGGCCAUGGUCCCGAUUCCCGAGGGCUGCGAGUCGUACACGGAAUCACCCGGCCCUACCGAGUACAGCGACAGCCAAGAGGUCCUUGACCAGCCUACUAGCUUGAUCUAGAAGGCGGAAGGCAGUGUUCAAGUGGGCUGGCUUGUCGCGGCCAGUGUAUUUGAUUGGGACUACACGCGCUUGCUCGGGAUGAUGGAGUGUUGUUGACUGAUGGGGAUCCGGAAAAGUUGGAGUGCUUCUUUUGAUAUGGGUCGACCAGGGAGGCUUCGCUUCCAGAAUUU
Molecule: messenger RNA, 1166 nt
Organism: Thermothielavioides terrestris NRRL 8126
Lineage: Eukaryota; Fungi; Ascomycota; Sordariomycetes; Sordariales; Chaetomiaceae
Exons: 7
Coding region: 409-996 (195 amino acids)
Molecular function (GO): carbon-sulfur lyase activity
Source: RefSeq, a predicted model, not a curated record